This is a messenger RNA of Amborella trichopoda, 15916 nucleotides long. NCBI's taxonomy places the organism in Eukaryota, Viridiplantae, Streptophyta, Magnoliopsida, Amborellales, Amborellaceae. The record is from RefSeq and is a predicted model, not a curated record.
UACUGCAAAUCCUACAUACAUAAUUACACAUUAUUGGGGUUUCAAUUUAGGGCGAUGCCUCGGUACUAGGUGGUCCAACCCCUAUUCUACAAAUCCAAGUUGUUUGGACCCUCAAGAACACCUGGUAAGGUUGGUGAUCCCCUGUAAUCGGCGCCCUGAGAGAUCUUUUUCCUUGUAAAAACCACCAGUGAUUAUGGAGAGUGCUUCCUCCUCCUCUUCUUCUAAGGUGGCUUCUCUGCGUUGGGCCAUUCUACGACGGGCUUUUCUCUCUGCUUCCACAAAUUUUCCAUCAGAAGAGAGAAUAAAAUGUGUUUCUAGGAGGGCUGAACGCGGAUUUAACUUAAUUUUUUCCCAUAUCCUUGAGGGCCAUACCUUUUGUUCAAAUAAUUUGGUUAAUCUGAAAGAGUUGGAUGAAAAGAGAGAUGCUUAUGUGUGCUACCACUUACCUGGAGGCAGAACACCAAGACUUGUUCUAAUCCAAAGGCUACAGAAGUUUUUGGACUUGAAGAAUGACUUUGAGGUUUGUAAGACAAAUGAAGUUGACAACACUGGACUAGUUUGUAUUUGGCCUUCAGAGGAUGUCCUUACAUAUUUUUGUUUGACUCAUAAUGGCAUGUUCAGGAACAAAAGGAUUUUAGAGCUUGGGUCAGGCUAUGGAUUAGCUGGAUUAGCAAUUGCAGCAAAUUCAGACCCCCAAGAAGUUGUCAUAUCCGAUGGAAAUCCUCAAGUCGUUAAUUGUAUCCUGAUGUUUGCUGUUGUCAGGUACAAAUAUAUCAAUACAAUUUUCUUUUGAGCAAGUUGAGUGGUAUGUUUCGAACUUCAGAUGUAGUAUUGCAAUCAUCAAUACACUCACCAGUCUAGCCGAAGCCUGAAUUCAAAUAUAUCGAUAUAACCUUUGUUCUUGUAUUCGUUUUCGUGUAGUAAUGGUUGGGAGCUCAUUUUCUGUCGACUAAGUAACAAGAAAUACAAGCCCUUUGGGGUGCUUUCUUUUUUUGGUUUUCCUUUUGUUUUGUACUUUUUAUUCAUUAUCUUAAUGAAGCUCGCACUUUCUCAAAAAAAAAAAGUAACAAGAAAUACUAGCUUAUGCGUGAAUGUUGAGGAAUUUGUUGUUUCUAUCUAUGGACUCUGAACUACGAUUUUCUGGCUUUCUUAGAGAACUACCUUGAUUGUUACUUCUAAAAUCUAUCUUGUAUAAGAAUUAGCCUAUUUAUUCUGGAAAUGACAUGAUACCCCUGUUCUGAUACAUGCAUGCACAUUUCUUCAGUUUUGCAUGUUUUUGAGUUUCUUAAGUUAAUUGCUUUAGCUCACAGUAUAUCUUGAUGUUAAUAUUGGCAUCAUGUCUGUUAUGCAUGUAUGAAUAAACAUGGUAAUCAGAUAAUUGCUUCCUAUUAAAGCAGGAACCCCUACAUCAAUUAAGCCUUCUCCAUAAAGAACUCCAAUGGAUGUUGAAAUGUGUGUUUCUGUCAAGUAGUAUGUUUCUGUGACUGGAAGAAACUAUCAUAAAUUGAUCUAUUUAUGAGAUGAAAACGGUCCCGUCAUAGGUUGAUUCCUGAGAAGAAUAAUACCCACUAAUUCCCACAAAUCUAUGGAAUGGACACAUGUAAGACAUGGGAAAUGAUCUUACAGAUUUUUGGAAUUAGAUAUGCUUGGCUUUCAAUGUUGUUUUGAACAUGAAUUCUCCAUUGAUGAAUAUCAUCAAUCUGCGAAAUCUGAUCUACAUAGAAGUGGGUGCUCAGUUGUUUGCAGUGGGCAUUUAGCAUCAUGUGAUCCUGUUAUGAUUUACCUUGAGAUUGUGGGAAUUGAAGAUUUCUGCUCUAGAUUGGCCAGCCUAUACAGUUAUGCAAAUUUAGAAGAAUAUAUGAUGCUAAGUAUUCAUCUAGUAAUUCUUUAUUGCAAGUUUUCUAAAAUGGCAUCCCUGAAUUAUGCAGCCUAGAUGCAGACGGCAACUGAAUUUCAGUAUUACCUUCCUUGAAAAUAUUGUUUGCUUCCCAUUGAAGCUUAAACUAGCACUAGUAUGAAAAGAUAUAGCCUUUACAUUACCCAGCAAGCCUUAAUAUUUUCAUUUUUUCUUUCCUAGCUGAGUUAGGCCGCAACCUCAUAUUAACAAAAUGAAGCAAUAUGCAUAUGUAUAAGGUUCAGAUCACCCUGAGGUGAGGUAAUGUUUGGGGCAAUAGAUUUGUGCAAGUAGUUGCACCCUCAAUCUCCACCCUGUUUGUCCAGGCGGAUCACCAAAUUUAUUGCAAAAUAAAUACUAACAGGGUUUUGAGUUUUGACUAAUCAUUGAUUUAUUGCCCCAAGCUUCCAUCACUAGAUGAGAAUUGGCAUACACAGUGAUAUAGGUAGCCAUUUUGUGCAUGCAUCUAGAGAAACCCACUUCAAAGGUUCCCUAGGAUCUUAAGAUAUCUUAAGUCUACUUCUAGUUAUUUGUUGGGGGGCGGAAUUCUUCUCUCUUGGCAUGGUCAUAUAUGUAGAUCAAACUUCUAUUGUCCUAAUUGGAUUUGUUCACCUAGAAAUGGGCGCUCAUCAACUAGCUAGUGUCCUUUGUUGGGGGCAACAUGAUUAUGUGGAAGAGUAUGAAAUGGUCCGUGGAGGCAACAGGCUGUGAAGCUAUAAGGCAAUCUCUUGUGCUGUGUGCAAAAUGGUGGUGCUCAAGAUCUUUGUGAUGGAUGGAUAUGAGAGUUGGGGUCCAUCUUCAUAUGGACAUGAGCUUUCAUACUAAAUUGUUAUCCACAGUCUCAGACCUAGUAUUGCAUGAGAAAUCCAAAUAUGCUUUGUAAAAGAAAAGUAUUUUGUAAGAAAACCAGGGAAGAAGUACCAAACAGAUCUAUCUUAUACGUGGAGUUCUGAAUGUCAACAUGCAGAUAUGCUUAGGAAAGGGAAAUUUACUAAUAUGCACUUAAAACCACCCAGGUUCCCAACUUAAGUUGUAUGUUUAAAUCAAUAAAUAUCUGUUUCAAUCAUGGGAUGUUGAGAUUUAGAUGCCACUUUUGCUUCCAAAUCGUGUUCUUCUAAAUAAUCCAUAUUUCCCCUCCCCCCCAAAAAAGGUAUGUGAGUUGCCCACCUACCUCCAUGCAACUGAGUUGCCCACACGUUAAUUGUUUUCCUUUUUAAGUUUUUAUUUCAUAUUUGUAUGGGGAAGUUCAAAUGCUCUCUUUCCACAGGGCAUUUGAGAUGCUUAGAGGUCUUGUUUUCGAAUCUCUUAAAUCUUUUUGUUGGGGUUCAACUCACUCUUUAGCAAUUUAGGCAAGACUCAUAAUCAUUUGGUGCCGCCUUAGCAUAUCUCUCUGUUUUGGUGUAAUUUGAUAGAAAGUAACCCAAACUAAGCAUUAGGCUAGUCCAGAAAUUUAUGAACUAUGGACUGGAUAAAGAGGCGUCAUCUUCCUGACAACAAGGGUAGAAAUCAGAACUCUUGGACAUAGCCAACAAACCCCUAAAUGAAAGGGGCUGUAGAGGGAACCGAGCAUUGGUGGUCCACCAUUUGUAGAAUCAGGAUCAUCAACCAAACAGGUAACACAAGACAAGCUGCCUAUCAUAUAUAAAGGCCAUUUAAAUGGCCUUAGAAUGGGAUGAAAUUUGAAGGGUAUCAAGGAUAAAAGUGUAGACACCCGAUUCCCUGCUGAGGGAGUCUCAGGAAACAUAAGACCUAGAUACCCUAAGCCAUCCCAGAAAAUUAGACCUUAGUAUCACCAAGUACCUCAAACAUCAACCCAUACGCAAUUUCGACACCUAGAACCAUGGAAACUGGCACCCUGAAGCUUGAGCUUCAUGGACCCUUCAAAAAUCAGUCUUUUGGGCCCAAAUUUGACUCCAAAUGAAAGUAGAGGUCACAAGCUUACCAACUGCUCAAGAAUCGCUCGGAUAUGAUGUACAGUUUGAGAUUUAUGGCUCGUGGGAAUUUGUUCACAAAUAUGAUCAUUUAGUCCCCAGCGAGGCCAUGGGUAACGCUAGAGAGGGUGGCAUCAACACCAUUGGAAUUGGGGGUUCCAACACCAGCAUGACCACCAACAAUGCCUAGGAGCACAAAGUUGGGGUCUCCAAUGCCCAAGAUGGAGGUGGCAACACUGUCAGCAACAAUGUCCGAAAUGAUUGUCUGAACCACUGGCCUGAAGACCCACCAGAAAACAAGGCCCGAAGCAUCAUGAGCGUAGUGUUGGGGGUGCCAACGCCACCCCCAGUCAAACUCCUACAUAUUGAAUAGUAAUUCUGCAGCACAAAUAAUUGAAUUUGAAUGAUUAAAACCUAAGGUUGGUGGUGCCAACGACAACAAUUCAAGAAGCAACGUUGCAAAAAGUCUUCUCCAUACACCUCAUGAAUGGUAUUUUCAUUAAAUUAGAAGGACAAUUAUUGAAAAUGAAAUCACUAUGGUGAGCGUUGGCGAUGCCCAUGUCAACGUUGGAGCUGGCAACACUGGAGAUAGAAAAGAACAACAACUCUGCCAGUGCCAAUGCCCACGUUGGAGGCAGCAGUGCCCAAGGGGGCAUGGCGUUGGCAGUGGCAGUGCCAGCGUUGGCGGUAGUGAUGCUCUCAAUCAAUGAACCCAACCAACACUUGACCACUAGAACAGUGUUUGCAUUAAUGAAAAAAGAUGUUUUGAACACGUCUAAGUGAUUCACCAACAGUGAUGGCACUGUAGACGUGAGUUUCAAAUGGUUAAUGGUGCAAUCGUAGCAGCAUUGCUGGCGCCAACGCUAGCAUUGCCACCGGUGGUGUUCGGAAUCGACAACCCGGAUUGACUCGAAACUUUGUGAUACUGUUUAAGGACUAUUUUUUUAUAAAUAGUGGCCUUGGGUUCUGAAUUUGGGGAACCUUAGAGACUUCGAACCUCAGCUGAAACUUUGCCUCACUCGAGACUCAAAUCCCUAAACCUCGAGACCUAAGUUUGAGCCCUAAUCCCAACAUCCUAAAACCUAAAUUCCGACACUACCAUACACCAAUCCAUCUGAUACAAAUAUCUUCUACCUGAUGGACUCCAAAGGAUUGGAAAACUCAGUGUACCAAGCACAAUUCUGAACCGGCCGUCUACUCCGGGUGCUAGGCUUGGGGGCUUGGCUUAAGGUUUGUUUUUGUUCCUUUUCCCAUUUAUUUUCAGUCUAUUUCAAACUUAUUUUCUCCAAAUCUCUCCCCUUCUUAUCGAAAAACUCUUUUCAAGUAUUCUAGCGGAUUCUCAAUUUCUUCGCCCUUAAAGCCGGUUUUACCGGUUCUGUAUGAGAGCAGCGACUAAAUCCUCGUCCGGGUUAUAAUUCGACGAGACCCUUAUCCUCUACUCUUUCUAUUGACGAGUUUGCAUGCGAAUACGAGGCGGAGGUUGUAUUUCCUCUAUCGAAAUUUUCAUGUAUAAACAGUCUGGCACCUGCCGUGGUGCUUGUCGAGCUCGUGGGGCAUCGAAAACGCAAACAUACUCCUUGGACCUUAGGCCCGAGGGUAGAAUGAGGCGAGAAUCUGCUUUUUCUUUAUUUCGAGAGUUUUCUGGAUCUCGAGGAGGUCAGAGUAGGCAAAUUUGUCGGGGGCAACGCCGGAGUUGGCAACAACAACGAUUGUCUUGAGAACAAGACGCUGCUGGCAAUGCUAGAAUUGCUGGCCCCCACACUAGUUCUUUUUCUCUUUGGUUUUCUAGGGAGCCUAGCAUGGGAUUGACAUCGGCCUUGUUAGCGGCAACAACGCAGAAUUAUCUCAGCACUGCUGUCACGAACGCCAGAACCACUGGGACCAGAUUGCAUCCUCUGGCCUUGAUACUUACCUGUUCCUUCUUUCUAAGCUUUGUUUCUACCUUUUUAUUGUUUCUGCUACAUGGGGGUCACGUCAUCUUGGGAAGGAUCUCGGAUUUAGCUAAGCUUUGCAAUUUCGAAAUUGAAUCAUGGGAAACUUCACCCAAGAUCAAUUCUCACAGAAAAAUGGAAAAUAAGACUUAACGUUAAUCAGCCCAACAGGAUUCUCUAGAUACCCAUUUGGGGUAGUCUAUUGUAAAAUGGCAAAACACCAUUGAGAGGAGGAUUCAGCUGAGCUUUACAAUUAAGAAAUUUUGUUAAGAUGAAUUCUCCAAGAAAAUACAAUGAUGUAGUAAAAGUCCCACAGUUCACCGAACAGGAUUCUUGAGACACCUGUUCGAGGUAAUCUAUGGUAAUAUGCUAAAACACCAUUCAGAGGAGGAUUCACCUGAGCGUUACAAAGAUGAAUUCUUCUCCAAGGAAAAUACAAUGAAGCAGUCUAGUCCCUUAGUUCACCGCAAUGGGAUUCCCGCGAUACCCAUUCCGGGCAGUCUAUUGUAAUAUGGUAAAACACCAUUGAGAAGAGGAUUCAGCUGAGCUUUACAAAGAAAAAUUCUCCAAGAAAAAUGCAAUGAUGAAAUCAUGACCUUCAAUUCACCCCAACGGGAUUCUCAUAAUAUCCGUUCGGCAGUCCAUUAUAAUAUAACAAGCACCAUUGAAGAAGGGAUUCAUCUGAGCUUUACAGUUCAAGAAAAACUUUAUUUAAGAUGAAUUCUCCAAGAAAAAUUUGAUGAUAUAAUCGUAGUUCUGACUAACCAACGUGAUCACUGCCAUACCUGCUCGUGUCAACCAAAAAUCAAGUAUGGUGGAUUUUUCAUGGAUGACAAAUCCCAUGUAAAUGGAAAUUUUGAUGUCCAUUACUGCAUGACAAAAAAUUGUUUAGUUGGCUCCAUGGUUACACGAGCUAAAACUUUUAACUAAAUUCGGUUUAAAAAAUCUCCCUUUCUUCAGAAUACUCCUUUUGCAUUUCUUAAUUUUCAGGUUAUUGAUUUUCGAGUCCUUAAUUUUUCUUAAUUUUCAAUUUCUUAAAUUAAUGGACAAUCCUGAUUCGGAUCCUUUCAAAAUUAGGUGUUUGUUGUUUUAAAAAACUUUAAUUUCUUUGGUUCAAAUUGUAAUCCGGCAUCAACAUCUGUUUUUUUUUUAAAAAAUUCUCCUUGUUUUCAAGAUUUUCCUAAAAAUAUUUUGGAAAACAAAAGAGUCGGAUCCACGCUUGGUAAUGAUGAUCAGAAUGUGCCCUAAGAUUGACUGGCUCCAAAGAGAACGUCGCUGGAAGAAAGGUUUCAUGGAUCGGAAUACAAACUAUUCCAGUCCCCCCCUAAAACUCGCAAAUUUCCCUAAAAAAUCCCUUAAAUCUCCUAAACCAACCAAUCUAUAGGUCAAUUCCCUUGAAAACACCCAGGGCACGAGGUAGUAAUCUACUCAACCGGAAUUCUCUGCCUUCUCAUUUAGGGCCACUUUUCAAUCUAUGUUUUAAACACCAGGGGUUCUGUCUUCCUUGGAAUCUGACACCCCCACCUUAGCCAACAAAAUGGAGGUAGCGAUCGCCCCGACCUAUGGGCUAAGCUCACCUCCAGGUCCCAGAGACCACAGGCGCCACAGGCCGGCUGUUGUCAGAUACUCAAAUGAUGUCUCUCUUUAAAAGUAUUUUGUCCAUCUUUGUAUUUCUCUUGCUCUGUAUCUCAAGUGUCCUUUUUUGCCACUCAUCUCGUAUCGCACUUGUGCAACAUGAGCGACCAAGAGAGGCAACUGUAGACACCCGAUCCUCGGCUGAGGGAGUCUCAAGGAACCGAAGACCUAGCACCAUAGAUUCCCUAAGCCAUCUCACAAAAUUAGAGCUUAGUUUCACCAAAUACCUCAGAAAUCAACCUAUACACAAUUUCGACACCUAGAACCAUGGAAACUGGCACCCUGACGCUCUAGCUUCAUGGACCCUUCAAAAAUCAGUCAUUCGGGCCCAAAUUUGACUCCAAAUGAAAGUAGAGGUCGUAAGCUUUUCAACUGCUCAAGAAUUGCUCUAAUACAAUGUACGGUUUGAGAGUUAUGGCCCUUGGGAAUUCAUUCAGAAAAAUGAUCAUUUAGUCCCCAGCGAGGCCACAUGUAAUGCUAGUGAGGGUGAUGCCAACGCCACUGAAAUUGGGGGCUCCAAUGUCAGCGUGACCACCAGAAAUCCCCAGGAGCACAGAGUUGGGGCCUCCAACGUUCAAGAUGGAGGUGGCAACGCCGUCAGCAACAGUGUCUGAAAUGUUUAUCUGAACCACCGGCUUGAUGACCUGUCGGGAAACGAGGCCCGAAGCGUCACGAGAGCGCAACGUUGGUGGUGCCAAUGCCACCCCUAGUCGAACUCCUACAUAUUGAAUAGUAAUUCUGCAGCACAAAUAAUUGAGUUUGAAUGAUUAAAACCCAAUGUUAAUGAUGCCAACGCCAGCAUUGCAGGGAGCAACAUUACAGAAAGUCUUCUCCAUACACCUCAAGAACAAUAUUUUCAUUAAAUUGGAAGGACAAUUAUUGAAAAUGAAAUCAUUACGCUGAGCGUUGGUAAUGCCCAUGCCAGCACUGGAGCUGGCAACGCUAGAGGCAGAAAAGAACGACAGCUCUGUUAGUGCCAACGCCCAAGUUGGAGGCAGCAAUGCCUAAGGGGGCAUGGCGUUGACAGUGGCAGUGAAAUUGUCAAUCAAUGAAUUCAAACAACACAUGACCACCGGAACAAUGUUGGCAUUAAUGAAAAAAGACGUUUUGAAUACAUCUAAGUGAUUCACCAACAGUAAUGGCACGGUAGACGUGAGUUUGAAAUGGUUACUGGGGCCAUAGUGGAAGCGUUGCUGGUGCCAACGCUAGCGUUGCCACCAGUGGUUGCUGGGAAUCAAUAGCCCAAAUUGACUCGAAACUUUGUGACAAUGUUUAAAGACUAUUUUUUUAUUAAUAGGGGUCCUGAUCUCUGAAUUUGAGGAAACCUUAGAGACUUUGAACCUCAGGCGAAACUCUGCCGCACUAGAGACUCAAAUCCCUAAGCCCCGAGACCUAAGUCUGAGCCCUAAUCCUAGCAUCCUAAAACCUAAAUUUCGAUUCUACCAUACACCAAUCCAUCUGAUACAAAUAUCGUCUACCUGACGGGUCCAAAGGAUUGGAAAAACUCGAUGCACUAAGCACGAUUCUGAACCGGUCACCGACUCCGGGUGCUGGGCCUGAGGGCGGGGCUUAAGGUUAGUUUUUGUUCCUUUUCCUGUUUAUUUUCAGUCUAUUUCAAACGUCUUUUCUCCAAAUCUCCCCCUUCUUAUCGAAAAACGUUUUUCAAGUAUUCUAGCGGAUUCUUAGUUUCUUUGCCCCUCAAGCCAGUUUUACCGGUAAUUUGUACAAGAGGACUCCGACGAUCGAAUCCUCACCUGGGUUACAAUUUGACGGGACCCCUAUCAUCUACCCUUUCUAUUGACACGUUUGCACACGAAAAUGAGGCGGAGAUUGUAUUUCCUCCAUCGAAAUUUUCACGUAAAAACAAAAAGUAACCCCUCCUCUAAAAGAUUAAGGUAUUUGGGUCACCAGACAACACCAAACUAUCAAUCUGACCAUAGGGAUUGAUUCGGUCAAAACCUCUGUCUAAGGCAGUAAGAAUAGGCCUCAUAAUGGGUGGAAGUCUAAUUUCCUUGGGUCAUCAUCCAAAAAUUUUCAGGGCUUUCCAACAGUAUUUGACUUAUUAUGGAGGGCCCCAAAGCUAGCUUCAUUGACACUUGGAAAUUGGCUGCAUAUAUGGUCAGAAUUCCAUAUAAGAAUAGUUCUUAGUUGUAAUGACCCUUAGGCCUUGUUCUUUUGAUUUCUCUCAAACCGCACGGUGAAAUAAGCUGAAACUUGGAAGGAAUGUUCCUCACUUACUUUUGGGCUAACCCAAUCGAGCCCUCUUGCACACAUGCGGAUGUGCGCAGUGGAACCAAGAUUUAUGGGACACAAAAUACACAAAAACAAUGUGCGUGUGUGUGGAUGAGUGGAAAACAUAUAACAAAUUAAAUAAAAUAAAAAUAACAACUUACUGGAAUUGAGAUUUAUGUGGUUCACCUUUUCAGACUACGUCCACAGGAGACAGACAAAUCCACUAUUAAAUAAUGGUGGUCACAUAUUCCAUCCUUAUCUCUUAGAGAGAGAGAAAUCAAAAGGCUAUAUAAAAUGGCCUCAUGUGGGGGGCUUUGUUGCUCUCUUGGUAGGUUUAAGCAAAGUCUCUUCUUAUUGGUGGGAACCUCUCUAUUGUGGAGGGACGAAAAUACAAUGAUCCUUCUUUUGCAAAGAAGAAGAAGAAGAGAGAGAACCUCAAAGAAGGAAAACCUAGAGAGAGAAAACCCUCUAGAAUAAAUUAGAGAGCCAAAGAAAGCUUGUUUCUCGGAAGAACUUUGUAACCAUUAUUUUAAUAGUGGAUCUAUCUCUUUCUCCCAUGGAUGUAGCCUUAAAAGGUGAACUACGUAAAUCUCGGUACUAGUAAGUUAUUUUUAUUUUAUUUGCUUUAUUGCAUGUUUUUUCAAGUGGAUGGAGUUAAAAGGGCAAGGGGUAGGUCUAACAGGAUGUGGAUGGAAGUAGCUCAGAAAGAUAUUGGGACUUAUGGCCUCAUUGAGGGUAUGGUCUUUAAUAGAGCAGAAUGUCGGACCAGGAUUCAUGUAGCCGACCCUAAUUAAUUGGGAAAAGGCUAUGAUGAUGAUGAUGAUUGUAUGUUUUCCCACUCGUACACACAUGCACAUUAUUUUGGUGUAUUCUGUGUCCCAUAAAUUUGGGUUCUGCUGCGCACAUCCGCAUUCAUGUGAGAGGGCUCGAUUUGGUGAGCCCAAUAAGUGGUAUCAGAUCACUUUUCCUUUGACUCUGAUACGUCGCUUGGUAUACCUAUCACUGUUUGCUGGUUUGGCGAGCCUAGCUGUCGUAGGACAAGCAAGGAAGAAAAACCUCAUAUUUGGUUGAUUUUAUUUGACUGACGAACAGAGUGUUUUGGGGCAUUUCACCAGUCAGAGACUGUCGGUGAGUGGCCACUGUGUAAAGGUCUUGACUGACGGAUCGUCGGUCACCACCUUGAUAAUCAAUGAAUCACUUUGACCACCAGGGACUCACAUUGAUUGAUGGUGGCAUCCUGAAAGCUGGUGAGUGCUUGACUGCCGACGGAUACUUGACGGUUGAUGAAUUGACAGACAAUGGACCCUUGAUAGUCGACGAAUCCUUGACUGUCGAUGAAUCCUUGAUCGACGGUGGGAGCUUGACAGUCGGUGAAUCUCCUUGACCGUCGGUGAAUAGAAGAGAGGAGUGUGGAAGACAGUGUGUAGAUUAAAAAUGGAUUUCAGUACCGGGAGUAGGAUGAUAUCGCUCAACAAGAUUAAUUGGAUCAUUUGGAAGCCAAAGAUGGAAGAUCUACUAUGCUACAGGGACUUGUACACACCCAUUGAAGGGGUAGAACACAAGCCCGAAGGUAUGACAGACGAUGAGUGGAAGAAGCUGGACCAAAAGGCUCUCGGAACUAUCCGACAAUGGUUGUAAGAAAAGGUGUUCCACCAUAUGACAACGGAGACAUCCGUCAAGUCAUUGUGGGAUAAACUACAUGACUUGUACGAUAGAAAGAUCGCAGGAAAUAAGGCAUACUUGAUCCAAAAACUGUAGAACAUGAAGUUCAAGGACGGGGGGUCUAUUGCAGAGCAUUUGAAUGAGGUGCAAAACAUUGUUAACCAACUCGCAACGAUGAAAUUGUUCUUGAAAGAUGAGCUACUUGCUUUGUUUUUGCUUGAUUCACUAUCGAACAGUUGGGACACCCUAGUAGUCUCCGUGUGUAACUCAGCACCUGAUGGGAGUGACCAUGAGUCAGGUCACUACUAGCCUGUUGAAUGAGGAGACAAGAAGAAGUCCUCUGACACAUUAAACUCGCAAGCUCUAGUCACAAAUCAAGGGAGGUCCAAAAAUAGGGACGAAAACUGAUCUAAUUGAUCUAAGGAUAAAGCUAAAUUGAAGUCGAGAAAGGGGGUCACAUGUUUUCAUAGUGGUAAGAUUGGGCACAUCAAAAAGAGAGCCGUAAGCUCAAGAAAGAGCAAAAUGAGGACAAUGCUAAGGAUGACGGCAGGUGAACCACUGCAAUGGCCACAUAUGGUGUGGUCGGAAAUUGUGAUGACGGGUGCAUCCAUAAUGCAUCGAGAUCAUGCAACUCUGAUUGGGUUGUAGAUACCGGAGCAUCAUUUCACGUUACCGCAUUGACGCUAUUUUCUUCUUACAGAACAGGAGACUUUGGCUCUGUAAAGAUGGGGAACAAUGAUUCUUAAAAGAUUGUGGGUAAAGGAGAUGUACACAUCAAGAUUGAUAUUGGGAUGAAGCUGGUGUUAAAAGAUGUUAGACAUGCACCAGAUAUCCGUCUAAGCCUCCUCUCAGGAGGGUGUUUAGAUGAUGAAGGAUACCACUCAGUGUUUGGUUAGGGACAUUGAAAGCUGACAAAUGGAUCUCUUGUUAUAGCAAAGGGCGAGAAGUGUUGUUCACUUUAUAGAAUACAGGUGCAGGUCUAUAUGGCGCAGUUAAUGCCGGUCAUAGAAGAACCCUCACUAGACUUGUGGCACAAGCGACUAGGCCACAUGAGUGAAAAAGGAAUACAAAUCUUAGCAAAGAAACAAAUUCUUCCCAGUGUCAAGAGUGCAUCUUUAACCCCAUGUGACCACUGUUUGCUAGACAAACAAUAUGAAGUCUCUUUCUUUAGUAAGAUCACUAAAGAUACGAAAAUACUAGAUCUGGUGUAUUCAAAUGUGUGUGGUCCCAUGGAUGUCAAGUCGCUUAGUGGGGCAUCAUGCUUUGUUGCCUUUAUCGAUGAUGUUUCAAGAAAGGUGUGGGUGUACUUAAUGAAAUUGGAAGAUCACGUGUUUGAGAUCUUUCAGAAUUUUCAUGCUAAGUUGGAAAGGGAGACAUGCAAGCUACUAAAGUGUCUUAGAUUAGACAAUGGGGGGGAGCACACCUUGAAUGCUUUCAAAAGCUACAGUGCCAAGUGUGGCAUAAGGCACAAAAAAGACAAUGCCCUAUACCCCUAGCAUAAUGGUGUACUAGUGACAAUGAAUUGCACAAUUAUGGAAAGAGUUAGGAGCAUGCUAUCUGCCGCGAAGUUACCAAAGCCAUAUUGGGGUGAUGGUGAAGCAAUUCUCAAAGCAUGCUACCUAAUAAAUAGAUCCCCGUCAUUUCCUCUUGAUGAUGAAUUCCCAUAUAGAUUUUGGAUUGGAAAAGAUAUCUUUUAUUCACACUUGAGGGUGUUUGGAUGCAAGGCAUUGGCGUACAUGCCCAAGGAACAAAGAUCCAAGUUGAAUGAGAAAGCACUCCUAAGCAUCUUCUUAGGCUACUCAGAUGAAGAAUUCAGCUAAAGGGUAUGGGAUCCUAAGAACAAGAAGAUGAUCAAGAAUAGAGAUGUGGUCUUUCAAGAAGACCUUACCAUUGAAGACGUGAAGAAGCCAGAAAAGCCACGAAUCUUCAGUGAUUAAGAACCGGUCACAGUUCCUCCUACCGUGGUGCAUGAAGACGGAGGAGAAGUGCAACAAGAGGAUGGGUCACAAGAGUUUGACAUGCCAGCUCCGGGUGAUGUGGAACAGGGGGAGCAGCCUGUUCAAGAAGUGUUUGAUACAGUUGAACUGAGAAGGUCCUCUAGGGGACCUAACCCUCUACCAUAUACCCUGCAUCUGCGUAUACCUAUACACUGAAGGGGGUUAACCAGAAAGCUAUCAGGAAGCUCAAGUCGAUGAACAUAAAGAGGAGUGGGUUAAAGCUAUGCAAAUGGAGAUGGAAUCUUUGCAUAAGAACCACACCUAUGACUUGGUAUAGUUGCCUAAAGGUAAGAAGCCACUGAAGAACAAGUGGGUCUUUAGGAUAAAGACUGAAGAGAAAGCUCACAACCAAGGUACAAGGCUAGGUUGGUUGUGAAAGGUUUGAAGCAGAAAAAGGAUAUUGACUUUGAUGAAAUCUUUUCUCCCGUGGUGAAAAUGUCAUCAUUUCAUGUGGUAUUAGGCCUGACUGCAAUCUUGAAUCUAGAGAUAAAGUAGCUAGAUGUCAAGACUGCCUUUCUCCAUGGUGAUUUGGAGGAAGAGAUAUAUGGAGUAGGUAGAAGUAUUCAAGAUAAAAGGAAAGGUGCAAAUGGUUUGCAAGCUGAAAAGGAGCCUAUACAGGUGAAACAGGCCCCAAGGCAUGUUUUUCAUGGGUACAAGAGGAUAGCCUCAGACCAUUGUGUGUUCUUCAUGUCGGUCUGGAAAGAAGAGUUGUGCAAUGCCUUGGUCAUGAACGAUUUAGGGCCUACUCAACAGAUAUUGGGCAUGAAGAUCUCUCGUGACAGGAAGGCUGGGAAGCUAUGGUUGUCACAAGAAAAGUACAUUGAGAAAGUGCUCGAAAGGUUUAGUAUGAAUAAGGCAAAACUGUUGGUUCCCCACUUGGAAGGCAUUUCAAGUUAAGUGUCAAGCAGAGCCAUUCAAAUGAGAAUGGGAAGGAAGAAAUGCAGAAAGUUCCCUACGCAUUGGUUGUAGGAAGUUUAAUAUAUGCCAUGGUGUGCAUGAGGCAAAAUAUUCUCAUAUAGGUGUAGUGAGCAGAUUUAUGCUAAUCCUGGCAAGGAACAUUGGGCAGCAGUCAAAUGGAUAUUCAAUCUGGGAAUAACUGUUUACUAUUGCAGGGGGAGCUGUUUCAUGGCAGUCCAAACUGCAGAAGUGUGUGGCUCUAUUGAUCACCGAGGCAGAGUACAUUGCAGCCACAGAAGCCUGCAAGGAGAUGAUAUGGAUGAAAAGAUUCUUCCAAGAGCUGGGCUUGAAAUAGGACACAUAUAUCAUCCAUUGUGACAGUCAAAGCGUUAUUCACUUGAGAAAGAAUGCGAGCUUCCAUUCUUGGACAAAGCACAUUGAUGUGCGUUAUCAUUGGAUUCAGGAUGUUCUAGAGAGGAAGUUACUGCAACUAGAGAAGAUCCAUACCCACAAGAAUCUGCCAGAUAUGAUGACCAAGACCUCAGCCAGUGAUAAGAAAGAGUAUGAAGACGCAUGAUUGGCAGGGGUGCCAUUUGAGCACCUGGUUAAUCUGCAACAGAGAACUUACCCCAUGGGACAGAAGGGGGAGAUUGUUGGGAGAGUCCAUCUUAUGUGAUAGGACCUCCAUGAAAAUUUUUAUUUGUAGAAGGGCACUUAGUUAUAUACAAGUGUUGACUUGUUGUUCAAGUCAUAGGAAGUAGUUAUCAAAAUAUAACUUAACGUGAGUUAUAGGCUUCUCAAAAAGGAGAUCCUCAUGUGGGCCCCACAUGAGAUGAGAUAAGAUUAAAUAAAGGUGGUCAAAGAUUCCAUCCUUAUCUCUCUUAAAGAAAGAACAAAUCAAAAAACUAUAUGAAAAGGCCUCACGUGGGGGGCUUUGUUACUCUUUUUGUGGGGUUUAAGCAAAGUCUCUUCUUAUUGGUUGGAUCCUCUCCAUUGUAGAGAGAAGAAAAUACAAUGAUCAUUCAUUUGCAGAGAAGUAGAACAGUGAGAGAGAAGCUUGUUAGAGAGAGAAAGGGAGAACCUUUUAUAUAGCCUUUUGAUUUGUUUACUCUCUCUAAGAGAGAUAAGAAUAGAAUCUUUGACCAUCUUUAUUUAUGCGGGGCCUACAUGAAGAUUUCAUUUUUUAAGUAGCCUACAACUCUUCAUGUGAAGUUCUCUUUUGAUAACUGCCUCUUAUUGACUUGAACGACAAGUCAACCCUUGUAUAUAAGUAAUGUGUCCCUCUACAAAUAGAAAUUUCCAUGGAGGUCUUCCCACAUGGGACAAACGCUUCCAACACUUACUCCCCUACAUACCUAUAUACGUAUCAAAGGGGUUUAAUUCACAAGAUUGGAAGCAGAACCAAAUAUCACAAAGGGGUUUUGGCCUGUAGCCAGCUGCAAUAGCCCCAUGCCUUCCCUUUUCAAUUUGUCCCAAUGAUUCAAAAAGCAGACUGCCCAGUGCCUAGGUCCGAAAGGCUUGGGCGCAUCGCCCAGGCCUAGGCGGCCAAUCUGGGCGGUUGAUCCAUGGGCGGCCGCCUAGGCAGUACGGAACUCGCCUAGGCCUCAUCUAGGCGGGCACCCAGGGCCUGUGUCCCUCCCAAGGGCGGAAAUUGAUUUCGUUAGGGGCAAUUUUGGCCUUUUUUUUUGUUUUAAGGGCAAAAAAUUAGAUUCAUUUGAACCCUAAAACUUGUUGGAG